GGCGGAGAGUGGCGGCAGAUGAGCCGCCGGGCAGGAGACUUCCCGAAAGCCCGCCUCCUGACAGCUGUGAGCCUUGUGGACCCGCGUUGUGACAGGUGUAAGGUGGGAUUCAAAUCACCAGUAACAUAAGCAUCUUCCAGAUGUGAAGAGUUACCAGUUCUCAGGGGAGCAGUGAUCUACAGGUUCUGAAAAGACAGAGAAACUAGCGAAUCUGUAUGGCUACCCCAGAUGGGAGAGUGGUCUCCAGACCCCAGGGACAUGGUGGGGAGCUGAAGGGAAGUGGCACCUGCCUGAGUCUGCUGGACCACCCGGAGCAGAAGGAGACCCAGGAGCUGGCACCAGGCCAGCUGGCCAUGCUGAGGAAGGCGCAGGAAUUCUUCCAGACCUGUGACACUGAAGGCAAGGGCUUCAUCGCCAGAAGAGACAUGCAGAGGCUCUACAAGGAGCUGCCCCUUAGCCUGGAGGAACUGGAAGAUGUGUUCGAUGCCCUGGAUGCUGAUGGCAAUGGCUUUCUGACCCCAGAGGAGUUCACCACUGGAUUUAGUCACUUCUUCUUCAGUCAGAAUAAUCCAAGUCAGGAGGAGGCAGGUGAACAGGUGGCUCGGCUCCAAGAGGAGAAGGUGUACCAGUCCAGAGGGGAUGCGGAUCCCAGAGACAUAGACCAAGAUGAGGAAGGCCAGUUCCAGAUGCUGAUGGACAAACUCGGAGCCCAAAACAUUUUGGAAGAUGAAGGCGACAUCAAGCAACUCUGGCUGCAACUGAAGAAGGACGAACCUCAUCUACUGUCCAACUUUGAAGAUUUUCUAACCAGAAUUGUCUCCCAACUCCAAGAAGCCCACAAGGAGAAGAAUGAACUGGAGUGCGCCCUAAAAAAGAAAAUUGCUGCUUAUGAUGAAGAGAUCCAGCAUCUCUAUGAGGAGAUGGAACAACAAAUCAAAAGCGAGAGGGAACAGUUUCUCCUGAAAGACACGGAGAGGUUCCAGGCCCGCAGUCAGGAGCUGGAAAAGAAGCUGUUUGCUAAGGAGCAGGAGCUGGAGAGACUCAACCAGAAGCAGAAAAAGCUGGAAGGCCAGUGUACAGCCCUGCAUAAUGACAAGCAUGAGACCAAGGCUGAGAAUACCAAGCUGAAGCUCACUAACCAGGAACUGGCACAGGAGCUGGAGCGGACCGCCCGGGAGCUCCAGGAUGCUCAGCAGCAGCUGGAAAUCCUCCAGCAAGAGGCCUGCAAACUGCAGCAGGAGAAGGAGAUGGAAGUGUACCAUGUGACAGAGAGCCUCCAGCGGGAAAAGUCUGGGCUCCUGAAGCAGCUGGAUUUCCUAAGGGAAAGGAACAAACACCUUCGGGAUGAACGGGACAUAAGUUUUCAGAAAGAAAAGGCAGCCAAGGCGAACACGGCUGCCCCCAAGGCAAACUGGAAGCAGAGAUCUGGUUCUGUGAUCGGCAAAUAUGUAGAUGGCAGAGGGAUUCUUAGAAGCCAGUCAGAGGAGGAGGAAGAUGUGUUUGGCUUGCAGAGGAGGAAGAGCUCCCUGGGCCUGAGUGGAUAUCCCCUCACAGAAGAGGAGUCAGGGACUGAGGAGACAGCGGCUGGGGGUCCACCCCGCCGGGCACUCCGUAGAAUCAUCUCUAUUGAGGAAGACCCCCUACCCCAGCUCCUGGGUGGUGGCUCUGAGCAGCCACUGAGCAAAUGCCCAGAAGAGGAGGAAGACUCUGAACAGGCAGAAGAGGGACAAAUCCAACAGGCCACGCCUUUGGAACUCACCCCCACAACUCCCAGAGGACAACCCGUUGGCAAAGAAGCCCUCUGUAAGCAGGAGGAAAGCUCUCCCUCCACCCCAGACCGGCUCUUCAAGAUUGUGUUUGUGGGCAACUCAGCGGUAGGGAAGACAUCCUUCCUCAGGCGGUUCUGUGAAGAACAGUUCUCCCCAGGCAUGGCGGCCACUGUGGGCAUCGAUUACCACGUGAAGACAGUGAAUGUGGAUGACUCCCAGGUGGCCCUGCAACUGUGGGACACAGCAGGGCAAGAGAGGUAUCGCUGCAUCACCCAGCAGUUCUUCCGGAAGGUCGACGGUGUCAUCAUCAUGUACGAUCUCACGGUCAGGCAGUCGUUCCUGUCAGUGCGGCAGUGGCUGAGCAGUGUGGAGGAGGCUGUGGGAGACCAUGUUCCCAUUCUUCUGCUGGGCAAUAAACUUGACAACGAGAAGGAGCGAGAAGUCCCCCGGGGCCUCGGAGAGCAGCUUGCCAAGGAAAAUAAUCUGAUCUUCUAUGAAUGCAGCGCCUAUUCUGGUCACAAUACCAAAGAGUCCCUACUCCAUCUAGCCAGGUUUCUCAAGGAACAUGAAGACACACUGAGGAAGGAUACCAUUCAGGAGUGAAGAAGUCCUUGAGAUCUGAGAAACCCUUCCCUCUACCUGAGCUUCUAUAUGCCCUGCGGGCGGCGAGCUGCCCAAGGAGGUGCUCAGUCCCUUGGGGAAGUCAGGGGAGGCCAGACAUCCUCAGGCAGGACUCCCUGUGCUGACAAGAACACUCUGCGAGGCUCUGCUCAGAAGAGAUGGGUGUGGAAAGACAGUAAAUCGGAUCUGAAGCUAGGAGUGAAAAGGCAGUUUACUUCAACAUAAAAAAAAAUUACAAUAUAGAUGCAUAAAAAAACCCACGACCAAUGUGGUCUGUUGCUGCAGGUUGAGAUCAAAACCUCAACUUGUCUUUCUGAGAAACAGAAAGAAGCUAAACAAAUUCAGUUAGAAGCCACAGGUCGGUCUUUAUGUGUUAUUCCUCCCUCCUUAUGAAGAGGGGUGAUUGGCAGGAUACAGGCACUUUCUGAACCUCUGACACCCCUUCCUACUUCUGUUGGUGUUUCUAUUAAUAGAUCUAUUAGUUACCAGCAAUAGCAAUAACACAGAACAUCAUAACUCCACCUUUCACACAAUUCAGUGGAACCAAUUUAAUCAAAGUGCCCUACUUAGAGAACAGUGCUAGAAAUCAUGGGGGUUGGGAAACCAUAUGGUGCUUGGCAGAUGACUGAAAUCAAUGUGGAAACUGAGGAGCACAGGUGAUGCUGUGUCAUUUAUCACCCUGGGGCCAGGGCUGAGUCAGGUCCAAGCACUGACCCUUGUUCUAAGCUAGGACUUCAUCAAGGCUUUGGCUAGGAUUCAAAAGUGGUACUUGGAGACCCUUGUUAUAGCACCAGGAGACUCUUCUUCCUACAAAUGAGGACACCUAGGACCAGUAAUGACUGUACUAUCAUAAUGAAUUAUGGCUAGAUUCAUCUGACCUAUAAAAAUAAAUACCGCCCAUAAAAACACUGCACUACUAAGCAAAAAUGCCUGAAGAAUGCAGAAAGAAGGGGAUUACAUUUUUUUAAACUUGGGAACAAGAAUUGAAACGUGGAUGUGGAACUCAGCAUGGAUUUGAGAAAUGCAAGGGUGGAAGUGGGGUUCACGGAGCAGGUGCUGCGCUGCGUCAAAUGCAGAGCGUCAGGUGUGGUCCAACAACAGGCGCACGGGCUCCUCAGCCCCUUUGUAAUGAUGCUAGUUGUACCAUUCCGCACCGUGGUUAUGCAAAUAUGCUGCCUACAAGGCUCUAAAGAGCAAAAAGCUGGACCAGGAACUGCUCCAAGUUCUGGAGGGCAGGAACAUUCAUCUCUGAGCCUCAUGUUUGGUCCAGUGUCUGGCAAACCACGUUUGCCUUAUAGGGAUUGAGAGCACAGCAUCAUUUCUUGAGGACAAGGUUUUCCCCCUCCAGGCUGGAGCUGCUCCACUGGAACCCCAGGGUCCCAAAAGUUGGACAACUGAGUCUCUGUGGCCUAGGCAGACUGAUGAAGUUUGCCUCCCUGGUUCAAAUGAGGUGCUGUCUCUGGCUUUUGCAAGAACAUCCUGGGGAACAUUCCAGCUCUGCGAUUCAAUGGCCUUCAGUGCGAUGCCCAUCAAAGCAUUCUCUCUCACCCCCCUGCAGCCUCUCCAGCUGCUGCCAGUGGCAAUCUAUUAUCCUCAGGCAGCCCAACAACUCAAUUUAACUUGGAUUCCAUGCCUCUGUGCAUACAAGAUGCGUCCUGCUCAGUUCUCUUUCUUCCUGGUGUGGAACCAGCUGUUUGUACCCAAUCGUACCUCUCCCAAAAGCUUCCUCUAGCCUCCGAAGACCUGCUCAGAAUAAGAACCUGCAUACAAAUUAUUAAACCUUGGGCAAAAUCUGGAACAGCUGGAUUCUCUGAAUCCACUUCCACAUCUGUAAAAUAACACUCUGUCUUACCAACCUCUCACUUAUUUGGGAAAGCAAAAAAGUCUAGGGAAAGAGUUAAAUCAAUGGAAAAGCUCUGAAUAACUGAUGGCUACUACAUCAUCAGCUGUUCCCCGCCCCCACCUCUGCACUCUAUGCAAAAGGCCAAAGCACAACAAGGUAGGAUAGAGAGACUGUUCCUUAUAAGCUGGGGAGUCACGGGUCACAAAACUUCCCAUUUCCCCUUAAAAGGAGAAAGGUAAAACAUACAUUCCUUCCAACU
Molecule: messenger RNA, 4492 nt
Organism: Sciurus carolinensis (gray squirrel)
Lineage: Eukaryota; Metazoa; Chordata; Mammalia; Rodentia; Sciuridae
Gene: Cracr2a
Product: calcium release activated channel regulator 2A
Exons: 20
Coding region: 216-2372 (718 amino acids)
Molecular function (GO): GTPase activity; GTP binding; calcium ion binding
Source: RefSeq, a predicted model, not a curated record